Molecule: messenger RNA, 3743 nt
Organism: Mytilus trossulus (common blue mussel)
Lineage: Eukaryota; Metazoa; Mollusca; Bivalvia; Mytilida; Mytilidae
Product: protein jagged-1-like
Exons: 22
Coding region: 44-3703 (1219 amino acids)
Biological process (GO): cell communication; Notch signaling pathway; multicellular organism development
Cellular component (GO): membrane
Molecular function (GO): Notch binding; calcium ion binding
Source: RefSeq, a predicted model, not a curated record
AGAAGAAAUACAUGUAUGCAAUCCAUUUAUAAGUUUAGAAAAUAUGUUCCUCUUCUAUUUGAACAUUUUGCUUGUUAUUUUAGAAUUUGUACAAGGAUCGGGCUAUUUUGAAAUACAAAUAAUAACAAUUCAUAACCCCCGCGGGGAAGUGAUGGAGGGUGAGUGUUGUGACGGGGACAGGAACGGGAACAAUAGGUGCGUUAAGGAAUGUAACACAAUGUUUCGUGUGUGUUUAAAGGAAUACCAGAGUGUUAUAACUUUUGAUGGAAAAUGUACUUUUGGAAAUAUAACGAGUUCUGUAUUUGGCGGGAAUUCAUUCACAUAUCCGAUAGGGAGUAACAAUAGCAGGCUAAAGCUACAUUUCGAGUUUGCUUGGACGUUGACUUACAGUCUUACAUUAGAAGCCUGGGAUCAAGACGUGCGUUCAGAUGAUGGUCGGAUUAUCGAACGUGCAUCUUACUCGGGUAUAUUACUACCAGGACCAGACUGGUACACACGGACACACAAUGGACCUACAGCUAGUCUUAUCUAUAGAAUACGGGUGGUUUGUGAUAUACAUUAUUAUAAUACAACGUGUACAAAAUUCUGUCGACCACGAAAUGAUACAUUUGGACAUUAUAAGUGUGAUUCUCAUGGUGACAAAGUGUGUAUGGAGGGCUGGAUGGGAUCGGAAUGUGAUAAAGCUAUAUGUAAAACAGGUUGCAGUCACGGGUCCUGCGACACUCCUGGAGAAUGCAGGUGUGCCUAUGGGUGGCAAGGUGAACUUUGUGACCAAUGUAUUCCAUAUCCCGGAUGUAAGCACGGGUCAUGUAACGGAUCACCAUGGCAAUGCUUUUGUGAUUUAAACUGGGGUGGAACUUUAUGUGAUCAAGACCUGAAUUUCUGUGGUCGUCACCAUCCUUGUACAAAUGGCGGAAUUUGUUUGAAUUCUGCACCAAAUCAGUAUGAUUGUAAAUGUCCGCCUGGUUAUUCAGGCAAUAACUGUCAAAGAACGGAUUUGGCGUGUACUUCUAGUCCUUGUUUAAAUGAAGCUACAUGUGAGAAUGAAAACGGCGGAUUUAGAUGUCAUUGUCUUCCUGGCUGGUCCGGAAGUUUAUGUGAAGAAAAUAUAAAUGAAUGCCAAUCUAAUCCUUGUUUACAUGAAGGCACGUGUGUUGAUGACGUCAACGAAUAUCACUGCCAGUGUAUAUCAGACUGGCAAGGUCCUCAAUGUCAACUGAGCAAGACUGAGUGUAGUGGAAGUCCAUGUGUAAAUGCUCAUACUUGUGAGGAUAUGCUUGGAGAUUAUAUAUGUCAUUGUUUGAAAGGCUGGAAAGGCAAAAACUGUGAUAUAAAUAUCAACGAUUGUCAAUAUCAGUGUCAAAAUGGUGGACGAUGCAUCGAUCUUGUUGCAGAUUACCAUUGUUCAUGUAUUUCCGGUUAUACAGGACGUAACUGUGAAAAUGAAAUAAUGGAAUGUAACAGCAACCCGUGUAAAAAUAGAGCAAAAUGUCAUGACAAAAUAGCUGGCUAUAGUUGUGAAUGUGUUCUUGGUUACUCGGGCUUUAACUGUGAGAUUGACAUUGACCCAUGCUUUCCCAAUCCGUGCAGAAAUGGUGCUAGUUGUUUUAACGUUCAAGAUGACUUUUACUGUCAUUGUACUAAAGACAGGAAAGGGAGAUUUUGUGAUGAAAUCAAAACAACAUGUGACUCAGAUACAUGUCAAGUGAUUGACAGCUGUACAAUAGCUUUACCAAAUAACAAUUCCAUAGGAGGAGUGCAACUGAUCUCAUCAAAUGUUUGUGGAAAGCACGGGAUCUGUAUAAGUAGACCUGGCGGCCAGUACAGCUGUGUUUGUGAUACAGGAUUUACUGGAGCAUAUUGCCAUGAAAAUAUCAACGACUGUCUCAGUAAUCCCUGUCAGAAUUCUGGCACUUGUGUAGAUAUGGUAAACUCAUUUCAAUGUAUAUGUAAAGAGGGAUACGAAGGCCUACUGUGUAACAACAAUAAAAACGACUGUUAUCCUAAUCCAUGUAGAAAUAGAGGAUCGUGCUUGGAUCUGGUAGCUGACUUCAUUUGCCAAUGUUCAAACAAUUGGAAAGGGAAGACAUGUGCCCUGAGGGACUCACAUUGUGAUAAUUCCACAUGUCUUAACAAAGGAAAAUGUAUUGACUUGGAAACAACUUUUACCUGCCAGUGUCCAGAUAAUUAUGAAGGAAGCACUUGUCAAAUUCGAUCAAUCAAUGCAUGUGAUAAUUCACCAUGUAGAAACCAUGGAACAUGUGUGAACAGUGGAGAUACUUUUACUUGCUUAUGUAAGGAAGGAUUCGAAGGAUCUAUGUGUGAAAUCAACAUUAACGAUUGCAAUCCGUUUCCAUGCUAUAAUGGUGGCCGAUGUAUUGACGGAGAAAAUUGGUAUAUUUGUGAGUGUGCAAAUGGCUUUGCCGGACCAGACUGUAGAGUCAAUAUAAAUGAGUGUAUAUCAGAUCCAUGUACAUUUGGCAGUACAUGUGUUGAUGGUAUUGGAUCUUUUAAAUGUAUAUGUCCACCUGGUAGGACAGGAACAUUAUGUGCGGAGGUGGCGGGAAAAAUGCCCUCACCAUUGUCUUGUCUGUUCAAUAGACGCACAUAUCCUGAUAAAUCAAAAUGGGAGCAUGAAUGUAAUUCUUGUAGCUGCGAAAAUGGUCUAGUUACUUGUAGCCAGAUUUGGUGUGGACCAUCGAAUUGUCUCAAUAAUUCGAGAUACGUAGGAAAUGUUUUAGAAUGUUCUGAAGGUCAGACCUGUGUUAUACAGACAGAUAAAAUAUGUUUUACUCCUCCGUGUAUUCCUUGGGGUCAUUGUGAAGACCUCAGGGAAAACAAAGACACCAUUCCUUAUCAUGUGGAUUCAAAUUGUGAAGCGAACAGUCCUCAACUAUCUAAUAAUUGUGCCAAGAUUUCUUUGAUAUUUGACAAAUCAAAAACGCCAGCGGGAGUAUCUGUUGAAACAAUUUGUAAUACAAUUCGAAGGUUACCUGUACUUAAGACAUUGUCUAAUGACCAACAUGUAUAUGUUGUCUGUAAUUUACAUAAAGUGCGUCUGAACGCUGUAGAUAUAUUAUUGUCAGUGGAAGCAACCAAGUCAAACAAUCAGAUAGAUGCCACGCUUAAAACAGCUAUCGACAACAUAACACAAGUCAUUAGUCAUAAGCAGACAGGAAGUAGUGCUCUGGCAGCGGUAGUAGAAGUAGAAGUGUUGAUGACAGUGUCUGAUAACACACUUACUAUGGAAUCCGUUUACCUCAUUCCAGUUAUUUGUUCAGCGAUUGGACUUCUUGGUAUUGUGAUAAUUGCUCUAUUAGUUGUGUUUCAUGUACGACAAAAGAGACGAUUUGAGAGAUCAAAAGCACAUGCUGGGUAUAUUGAACAAAGAACAAACAACGAAAACGAAGAAAAUUUAAGACGAUAUAAGAAUCCAUUAUUCUCAGAAACUAAUAAAGGUGCUGAACAAAAGAAAACGAAGUUAGAAAAGGAGUUAGAUAAAAUAGAAAAAAGUCCCAUGCAAAUCAUAUCAAAGUCCGAUUCCAUUAACGAAUCAUCAACAGUGACUCCUCCAAAAACAAAGGUCAAGGACAUCAACAUAGAACUUUCAAAAUCUAGAGCAAAAGCGGCGGAAAGACAAAAGGAGCUAUUUGAAAUUUCAAAGACAGUGGGCGUUGAUAUGGAAAGCGAAGUUAUGGUUUAGUUUAGUACUCUGUAUACAUGUAUUAAGGUCUUGAAGUAAU